Messenger RNA from Pimephales promelas (fathead minnow), 558 nucleotides. Lineage: Eukaryota; Metazoa; Chordata; Actinopteri; Cypriniformes; Leuciscidae. The record is from RefSeq and is a predicted model, not a curated record.
UGAUAAUGACGUCGAAAUACGCGUUGUCGCAAAGUGUAACACACGAGGGUUAGAGAGUGAAUAUCUCGAGCUUAUUCAGCAGUCAUGGGAAAACAGAAGAAACAGAAAAAAUAUGCUACCAUGAAAAGAAUGAUCAGUUUGAAGGAUCAGAGGAUAAAAAAACAGGACAGAGCAAAAACACAAAAGAAGAAGAAAGAAGAUCCAUCAGCCAUUAAAGAACAGGAAGUUGCAAAGUAUCCAUCUUGUCUGUUCUUUCAAUACAACACCCAGCUUGGACCUCCAUAUUACAUCCUUGUUGAUACCAACUUUAUCAACUUUUCUAUUAAGGCCAAAUUAGAUGUUGUCCAGUCAAUGAUGGACUGUCUUUAUGCUAAAUGUGUUCCUUGCAUAACAGACUGUGUGAUGGCUGAGCUUGAGAAAUUAGGAAUGAAGUUUCGAGUGGCUUUGCGGAUUGCCAAAGAUCCUCGCUUUGAACGCUUGCCUUGCUCACACAAAGGAACGUAUGCUGAUGACUGCUUGGUACAAAGAGUAACACAGGUAUGAGAACUUUGUUAGCUG